Messenger RNA from Anisakis simplex (herring worm), 1602 nucleotides. The record is from the annotation of a GenBank genome assembly. NCBI's taxonomy places the organism in Eukaryota, Metazoa, Nematoda, Chromadorea, Rhabditida, Anisakidae.
UAUUUUCAGAGGAACGCAACAAUAUGUAUAUGUUUUGAAGAUGUUAACACGGGCAACAUAUGGCCUUGUUAUCCGACGACAAUGUGGACAGAGAAGAAGUGUUUCGAUUGUUCCAUAUCGAAGACUUGCGAUGAUCCUGAUCGGCCGAACGCGACGGUCGUUAAACGACCAAAUGUCACUUGGAAAUGCCUUUGUCAGUCCGCCUCACACAGUUGUGUGGUGAUGCCAAAAAGAGGCGAAAUUAGGUGGUGGAAUCCGAAUAAUUACUCGGUGUUUCCAGCCACUGAACCAUCCACCUCAUCGCCCGAGCUUGUCGGCGCUUUCGAUAUGAAGGAUCGUAAAGAUCCGAUUGCGAUAACGACGAGAGCAAAGGAAACGUUGAUUUUUAUGGUGGCCGCAUUACCGCGUGAAGUGGACUUGAUCANUUUUUUUGCUUUCAGAGAUUUCAAAUUGCAUUUGGAUCCAGAGUAUGGCAAUUGUUAUACGUUCAAUUUUAAUGACUCAGUGGAACUGAAAAACAGUCGUGCUGGACCAAUGUAUGGUCUGCGUUUACUUCUGAAUGUAAACCAAAGUGACUACCUCCCAACCACAGAAGCGGCUGGCGUUCGAAUUGUUGUACAUGAACAAGAUCAAGAGCCAUUCCCUGAUACGUUUGGAUACAGUGCUCCGACGGGUUUUGUGUCGUCGUUUGGUCUCAAAACGAAAAUGCUCCAUCGACUGGAUGCACCAUACGGUCUUUGUAGCGAUACGUUCCGACCUGAUGGUUACAUUUAUGAGGAGCACUAUUCUCCAGAAGGUUGUUAUCGAAAUUGUUUCCAACAUAUGGUACUGGGCCGAUGUGGUUGUGGUGAUCCACGUUUUCCGCUGCCCAGCGAUGACUAUCGUCCUUGUGAUGCGAAAAAUUACGCCGAAAGAGAAUGCUUGGCUAAUUUAACUGGCCAAACUGGUGGUUUCCAUCAUAUGCAGCACGACUGUUAUUGUGUUCAACCAUGUCACGAGAAUGUCUUCGAGACCGCAUAUUCGUGUUCCGCAUGGCCAGCAUUAAAUUUUAAAAUCGGCGUCGAUUGUCCAGCAGUUUUCGAUAUUUACAACGAUUCUAAGGCGUGCACCGAGUAUUACAGAUUGAAUACGGCUUUCAUCGAAAUCUACUACGAACAACUCAACUUUGAAACCCUCAAAGAAACAGUUGGAUAUUCGGUGUGGCUUUAUCAUUAUUCUGAUCGAGCAACAAAAGUUUUUUUUUGCAUUCAUUCAUAUGUUACGAAUAAUAUAGUAAUGAAAUUUAAGUUAGUGAAUCUGUUCUCAGAUUUUGGUGGAAACAUCGGAUUGUGGAUUGGAUUUUCAAUCAUCACAAUGAUGGAAAUAUUGGAAUUGAUAUGUGAAAUGACUUGGUAUAUGUUCUAUCGGCGUCCAAUGCAAUUGUUGAAGCGUAAGAAACGCCGUGAUAUGAACCAAUUGUCAAAGCCUCAACUUCACUACCGCACCGAUACACCUUCAUUCCUGUCGAAAACAAUCGAGCAAUCAGCAACGAUUGAUUCCAAUCUCGACCUGGAUGAUUUCGAUAUGAACACUGACACGUCCAUGCGUGUAACACGUCGUUAG